Molecule: messenger RNA, 627 nt
Organism: Iphiclides podalirius (scarce swallowtail)
Lineage: Eukaryota; Metazoa; Arthropoda; Insecta; Lepidoptera; Papilionidae
Source: the annotation of a GenBank genome assembly
AUGACAACCCGAGGCAUAAGACGGAAGAAGUCAUCGCUCUCCGAAGUGAAAGUGGCUGUGAUCGGUGCGCCCUCCGUCGGGAAAAGUGCCCUGACAGUCCGGUUUCUCACCAAGCGCUACAUUGGAGAAUACGAUCAUCAGCAAGAUAGUAAAUACAAGCACGAAGCUCUUCUUGAUGGCGAACCAAUAUUAUUUGAGAUAUUAGACACAUGUCCAAAGAGUAUAGAAGAAUUGCCCGGCAACGAAAUAGCUCAGUGGGCUGAUGGCCUUUUCCUAGUGUACUCGAUCACCGACCGCGAUUCCUUCAAUUACGUGAGACGAGCUAAGCAGAGUCUGCAACCCGACGUACCACUGACUCUAGUGGGCAAUAAGGCCGAUAUGGUUCAUUUAAGACAGGUUAGUCCAGAGGAGGGUGAGAUUUUAGCGAAAGAUUUUGAGUGCAGUUUCGCGGAAGUAGCUGCUGCGGAACAAGUGAACCAAGUUGGGGAGGUGUUCCAUGAACUUUGCCGUGAGGUGUUAGCGCUAAGGAGGCGGGCGAAGCACAGUCUACUCGACAGAAUGCUGGGAUCAAAGAGCGCCUACAGAGUCUAUUCCAGGGGAAAAAGUGACAGCGCUUUACCCAAAGAC